This is a messenger RNA of Tachysurus fulvidraco (yellow catfish), 4694 nucleotides long. RefSeq names its product glutathione hydrolase 7. The record is from RefSeq and is a predicted model, not a curated record. The transcript is spliced from 15 exons. Gene Ontology annotation, biological process: glutathione catabolic process. Bases 103 to 2145 code for a protein of 680 amino acids. Lineage: Eukaryota; Metazoa; Chordata; Actinopteri; Siluriformes; Bagridae. Gene Ontology annotation, cellular component: plasma membrane. Gene Ontology annotation, molecular function: glutathione gamma-glutamate hydrolase.
CUGGUUUGUGUCUGAGGAUGAGGAUUGUGCGCAUGCGCGGUCUCAAACCAGGGCUUGAUGGCGAUCUAGUAGCUGCCGGUUUGUUGUUGUUGUUAAUACGCGAUGAUGUCCGGAUCCUCAGCCGAGGCUGUGGGCAGUUACCCAGGCGGUAAGACAGCAGAUAAGGAUGCGGGGCAGGAGACGGCGCUGGGCAGCGCUUAUUCCCCGGUGGACUACAUGAGCAUCACCAGCUUUCCCCGUUUACCCGAAGACGACGUGACGGCUGGAGAAAGCGGCCUGAAAUCACGCAGAGACGAGGACAAUAUCCUAGGGGAACAUGACACAGACCCGGACCUGUUCCUGAAGUCGGCACGUCUGCAGCGUUUGGCCUCGUCUGCGUCAGACCUGGCCAGUCAUGACGCGUCUCCUCUGAGAGAGACGAGACGCGACCCGCUGGCUCAGGACUGCGCUUGUACCCGUGACGGACUCACCGUCCUCAUCACUGCCUGCCUGACCUUCGCCACCGGGGUCACUAUCGCCCUCAUCAUCCAGAUCUAUUUUGGAGAACCACAGAUCUUUAAUCAGGGUGCGGUGGUGACCGAUGUGGCUCGCUGCACUUCUCUGGGCUUCGAUGUUCUCGGCCAGCACGGUUCCAGUGUGGACGCCGCCAUCGCUGCCGCUCUCUGCCUGGGCAUCAUCCACCCUCACACCUCGGGCAUCGGCGGCGGAGGAGUAAUGCUGGUCCACGACAUUCGGAAAAACGAGAGCCGCAUCAUCGACUUCCGUGAAACGGCGCCCUCCGGGUUACGGGAGGAGAUGCUGCAAGACCUAUGGCAGAAGCCAGGUCUCAUGGUGGCUGUCCCGGGCAUGCUCAGUGGGCUGCGUCAAGCUCACCUUCUCUACGGGAAAAAGUCAUGGAAGGAGGUGAUCACGAUGGCUGCAGAUGUCGCCAGGAACGGCUUCAACGUGACCCAUGACCUUGCUGACGCCCUGUCCCAGAUAAAGCUAGAGAACGUCUCCGAGGCUUUCCGAGAGCUCUUCUUUCCAGACGGCCAUCCUCCUCUCUCUGGCCUCUUCGUGACACGGCAGGAUUUGGCGGACGUUUUGGACAGAGUGGCGACCAAUGGGAUCUCGGAAUUCUACGACGGAAAUCUGACACAGGAAAUGGCGUCUACGGUUCAGGCCAGUGGAGGCGUUCUGAUGGAGGUGGAUCUCAGUAACUACACCACGGUCCUCCAGGAGCCCGUACUGAGCCAUUACCAAGGUUAUCAGAUAAUGGCUGCACCGCCUCCUCAUGCUGGCGCCGCUCUCCUUACUGCCCUCAACAUCUUGGAAGGUUAUAACAUCACCAGCCAGACUCAGAGAAGCAGCGCCCUCCACUGGAUCACUGAGACUCUGAAAAUCGCCUUGUCUCUGGCCAGCGCUCUGGGAGACCCCGCGUUCGACUCGUCCGUCUCCGAAAGCGUAGCUCGGAUGUUAAGUAAAGGUCAAGCUGCUCAGUUCAGGCAGAUGAUCAACGACUCGUACUCCUCUCCUCCGGGCCACUACUUACCCAGUUAUGCUCUGGAGGAUGGCAGGGGGGUCAGUCAGGUCAUGGUCAUGGGGCCUGAUGACUUCAUCGUCUCAGUUAUGAGUUCACUGAAUCAGCCUUUCGGCAGCCGCAUCAUGACGCCGUCUGGAAUCCUCCUGAACAGCCAGAUUCUGGACUUUUCCUGGCCCAACAAGAGCCAGAGCUCCAUCCCACCCAAUCCGCAUAACAGCGUUCAGCCUGGGAAGAGGCCGUUGUCCUUCCUCAUGCCCACCGUUGUCAGACCCUCGCUUGGUGUCUGUGGUACUUACGUGGCUCUCGGAUCCUCCAACGGCGACCGCGCUCUCAGCGGCAUCACGCAGGUUUUGAUGAACAUCUUGUCGCUGCAUAAGAACCUGAGCGACAGUCUGACCGUCGGCAGGCUUCACCCUCAGCUUCAACUCGACACGCUCCUGGUGGAUGCGGAGUUUCAGAGUGCAGACGUGGAGACGCUGGAGCAGAAAGGCCACGAUGUUCAGAGGGUGGAGGUCAUAUCAUUGGUGGAGGGAACCAGGAGAACCAAUGAUGUCAUCAUCGGAGUGAAGGACCCUCGCAGUGUCGACGCCUCCGCGCUCACCAUGUUCACGUCCAUGCCCUAAUAACAACACCCCCACCCCCAUCCCCCACCCCGCUGCUUUACUGUGUGUGCAAUAACACAAACGGAGACUGAAUGUACAUUACUGACACAUGAAGAAAAUGCUGUGUUCAUUGUGAGGGUACUGAAUAAGACGCAUCUCUUGCUCACACACACACACACACACACACACACACACACACAAACACACACAGCAUGCUCAGACUUAAAGGUCACUAAACUACACAUCACUCAGACUGCCUAAGCUUCGGUUCAGACCUGGUGUUAACUGUCGUUCCAUGUGUCUACUCCGAUUAAAGGCGUACAGGUCGUCAUGGCGAUCGAGAUGCGAUCGAAUAUCUUAAAACGUGCAAUAGCCAAUUUUUUUUUAUUCUUUACGUUUGCAAAUAACCUGGAAGGAAUGUAGAAAGUGAGUAAAAUAAUAACAGUGAAUUAAGGCGUGGCUUAUACUCUACAGGCCAUAGUAAUUCUGUGGGCGGAGCUUCAUGAACACGGGCGGGAUUCGAGCACACCUUGAACCUAAGACCACUCUUGGGUACUGCACCUUUAAACCAUGUAUCUUUAACCAGAGGUCUCAAAUAUAUAUUUUUUUAAAUAAUUAAUUAAAAAUGAUAAUAAUCAUGAUGGUCAAAUAAUGAAUAAUAUUACAUUUAAAAAAUGGUUAAAAAUAACAAUUCAAGUAAAAUUGCUAUCCAAAUGAUAACGAUUUAGGAGUUUAUUUCCUCUUAUACCGCAGCAAUUUAUCAACAAAAGAAAAAAUUACAUUUAUUGAUCUGGAAUGAGGCGUUGCUAUAGAAACGAUACCAUUACUGCUGCUGUUCUAUAAAAUUAAUUAGCACCUUCUGACCAUUCGAGCUUCUAACAUCUAAUACACUUUUAAUCGAUUCUGUUAAAUACGAGCUAAACGUCGAUACCAGGUCUGAACGGGUUCUAGGAGAACAUCAUUUUAACACUAGGUCUCUUUUUUUUCCAUAAUAGGGAAACGAAGGCUUGUUAAAGGGGAGGGGCUUAAGUUUGAUACGAUCAGCCGAUCACUUUGUUCCCAUGUGACAUCGUUCUAACGUAUUUCCAGCUACAUUGUUAAUAAUGUUGGCUAGCUACAUUGUUAAUACCGUUAAUUAGUUACCGUAGUUAACUACAUUGUUAAUAAUGUUGGCUAGCUACAUUGUUAAAAAUGUAGUUACCGUAGUUAACUACAUUGUUAAUAAUGUUGGCUAGCUACAUUGUUAAUACCGUUAUUUAGUUACCGUAGUUAACUACAUUGUUAAUAAUGUUGGCUAGCUACAUUGUUAAUACCGUUAUUUAGUUACCGUAGUUAACUACAUUGUUAAUAAUGUUGGCUAGCUACAUUGUUAAUACCGUUAUUUAGUUACCGUAGUUAACUACGUUGAUGAUAACGUUAGUUAACACCGUUAGCUAGGUACAUUGUUAAUAACACUACCAAGUUAAAUUGCUAGUAAUGUUAGCUAGCUACAUUUUCUGUAUUAACGUCAGCUACCUACAUUUUAAUAGCGUUAGAUAGCAACAUAAUUUCAACGUUGCUGGCUUUCACAAAUGUCGCUAAACUGUCAUUAUCAUUAAAACCAGUUUAUGUGAAACAAAUGUAACUAUAGAGAGGUCACAUGAUCACAAGUGCAACACCAAGAAGUAUUAACCUUACGCCCCGCCCCUUUUUUCUUGAGCCAUCGAUCAGACGAUACAAAUGUGUCAAAUGUGUUUCUGUUUUCAUUUCUUCUGUGUAUCAUUUGAGGAUAAAUGAAACACCUUAUGUUAUAUUCCGGAAAUGAACUCGAAUAAAGCCGAUCACAUGGAAGACGGUUAACAGUAAAGCGAAAGGUUAUUACGUGUGAUUUUUAUUAAGAUUCUAAACGAGCUGGAUGUAAAUUUUGCUGAGAUGUUUAUGGAAGUUUAUGGAUGCAGUCUUUCUAAUCAAUUUUGCUGAAUCUUAUUUAUUGACGGUUGUCACUAUUAUUUGAUGGCGGUGUGUCACAUGACCGAAGUCGAAUCUUCGUUGAUGAGACCAGUUUAAUUUAAAGUAAUUCUAUUUAAAGAAGAAUCUGUUUCUCUCUUUAUUCUAUUGUUGAUUUUGGUGUUUUAUUUAUUCAUUUCGUGUAACAUGAUGUAUCGUAUUGCACUAUUUCUUUUUUUCUCUCUUUUCUCUAUAUACAGUACUGGAAUAUCGUGUUGCUUUGAAAGACAGGUUAUUUUCCAUCUGCUGAUUUGGAUGUGUGAUGUUCAGCUGGUUUUAGGACUAAAUGAAUGUUAAUGAGAGUGAAUUUGAUCACAAUGCCUUGAAUUCUUACUUAUGGCACAAAAUAGUUCUAGUUGUGUUAAAGUGUGUAGGAUACCAAUUUACUCAGAUUUAAUCACACCAACAUGAAGUUAGGCUCUAGUGGCAUCUAUACUCCAAGGCAUGAUGGUCAUCUGCUGUUCUAUUGUGUUUUAUUUAAUUUUUUUAUUUUUAUUUUACUUGUUAAAUGGCUGUGAAGUUCAAGCUCUUUUUUUUUUUAAAAAAAGAUGCGAUGAAAUAAACUCCAACACUGCAGUAACAUA